This is a messenger RNA of Colletotrichum phormii, 885 nucleotides long. RefSeq lists its product as uncharacterized. The transcript has a single exon. The record is from RefSeq and is a predicted model, not a curated record. Bases 373 to 849 code for a protein of 158 amino acids. NCBI's taxonomy places the organism in Eukaryota, Fungi, Ascomycota, Sordariomycetes, Glomerellales, Glomerellaceae.
CGGGGUCCAGUAUGUAAGAGGAGCAAUGAUGCAAAGAACGGAGACGGACUUUGCCUCUUCCUCUAAAGAACUGGGAAGGGUGGGAGAAUCUCCAGGAUGGAUCAUUGCCCAUGAUGCUCAUGGGUACGCCCGAGACGCGUCUUCUUCGAGUCCUCUUCCGGACGGGGCCCCUUCCUCUUCUCCAUCUGGCCUCUCGAAUCCCGGUCUCGUCACAUCUACCGAUACAACGACUCAGACCCCACGAGUCAUUACCCAUACUCUGUAGGAAUUCUACGAAUCACUUCCGGGUCUUCGUAUUGUACUCGCAUCAACAAAGCGCAAAACGGCGAACCUGGUGGGCAGAUGGGGUGAAAGGAGCUCUCAUGGCUAGCGAUGACGGCGAUGGUGACGGCGGCGCUUGGAUGGGUGUGUGGACGUUCGUUUACAUGGCCACACCAACAAGCGGUCGACAAACUCGGUCCUGAUUCGCGGGUUUGCUCACGCUCUGCGCGUGAAGACGCCAAGCCGCGUCUCUUUGGCUUGUCUGGAUCCAACAUGCGCACACGCAUAACGUGUGGCACACCCAGUCACGAAUUUCUCUACUGCAGAGACAAACGAAAUGAAGGAAAAGUGCCUUACGGGUCGCAGGUUACGAAGGGGGAAAGAAAAAGAAAAGUCCCGCCGAACAGGCCGCUUGGACCGGCCGGCUCGAGGUGUCCAACCAUGGCCGUGUUCAACGUCGACCGACGAGCACAGCCAGUUCUGCGCCUUUUCCUUCAUAUGAGUCUGUUGCUGGUGAAGGAUGGUUUCCCAACAGGCGCCAUUGCCGAGCACCGUGAAGUGCAUCAGCGUAAAAUCCCAAUUUUCUAGUACGGAUAGAGAAAAAUAUGAAGAAAAAGGGGGGGG